Molecule: messenger RNA, 858 nt
Organism: Papaver somniferum (opium poppy)
Lineage: Eukaryota; Viridiplantae; Streptophyta; Magnoliopsida; Ranunculales; Papaveraceae
Exons: 3
Coding region: 1-858 (285 amino acids)
Molecular function (GO): RNA-DNA hybrid ribonuclease activity; nucleic acid binding
Source: RefSeq, a predicted model, not a curated record
AUGUCUGAACAAGUUUUACAAGCUAAAGAAAAUAUGGAUAAUGCUCAAUUACUUUUGAAAUCUUACCCUCUUGAUCAAGAGUUGGCUAGAAGGGAGAGAGACUAUGUUACUGAGUAUGUUAGAUUGGAUAAGUAUGAGGAAUCUGUUCAUAAGCAACUGUCCAGGGUCAAAUGGUUAGAUUUGGGAGACGCAAACACUUCUUUCUUUCAUAAUUCUUUAAAAGAACGCAGGUCUAGAAAUAAUAUCUCAUUCUUUUAUGACAAUGCCAAUGUUAAGCUUACUGAAGAUAAGGGAGAUUUUUAUGGUGAUUUUCUGAAUUUAAGGUUCGAGGCUUGUGUUCAACAAGAAGAUGUAGCUGAUCUUAUUAAGCCUGUCACAAGGGAGGAAAUGGUUAUUGCUUUAAAUUCUAUUGGAUCUAGUAAGGCACCAAGCCGAGAUGGUUUCUCAAGCCAUUUUUUCAAGACUAGCUGGUCUAUUGUUGGUGAUGAGUUGGUUGCUGUUGUUCAAAAAAAAAUCACUAAAUCUAAGCUUCUAAAGGAACCUGAUAUCAUUGAUUGCACCUGGAUUUCUCCUGCCACUGAUGAAAUAAUGAUCAACACUGAUGUCUCUAAAUCUGAUGAUGGUGGGAGUUUUAGAGCCAUUCUUAGAGGUAAUAAUGCUGAGGUUUUGAGUGUUGCUAGUAGUGAGAUCUCACCUAUUUCAGUGUUGGCUCAUGAACUGCAGGGGGUGGAAUUGGGUCUAAAGAUGUUUAUCAAGAUUGAUCAACUCAGAGUUCACAUUGCAACUGAUUUCAUGGUUGUUUACAACUUGCUUACAAAUCCUGACCCAGAACUACCUUGGAGUGUUUUACAAAUCUGA